Molecule: messenger RNA, 2419 nt
Organism: Microbotryum saponariae
Lineage: Eukaryota; Fungi; Basidiomycota; Microbotryomycetes; Microbotryales; Microbotryaceae
Source: the annotation of a GenBank genome assembly
AUGGCGAGAAAAGUGAUUGUCGCUUUGAUGCGCAAUGACUUGCGGUGAGUGCCGUUUGUCGUCCCCUAUCAGCUCCUUAUGGGAACGAGACGUCGCUUGCCUCGUCCGACACGGCGAGCUGCAGCUCAUCGCGUCGACGCCCGAGCUUUCGGAGGUCGGCGCAUCGCCACCUGCGCAAAACCUUUCUCUCGGAGCUGAUACAGCUUUCACAACGAAAUUACUCCGACAGGAUCCACGACCAAGCACUGUUCCAUGCCGCCCACUCGCAAAACAACACCGAGGUGACGCAUUUGUUGCCGCUCUACGUCUUCGAUGAGCGCCAGAUCGAGCUUUCGGCGCUCCCUGACUAUCAGCGACAGGGACCCGAGGCGCGCACCCGAAUUUACAAGUUUUGGAGAACAGGCGUCUACAGAGCAAAGUCAGUGAGAAUCAACUGCGUGAUGUACGGAGUAGGAAUCGGUGUUCACACCCGUGAGCAUCAUGCGCCACAGAGGACAUCGAGUGCGAGCAUAUGCGAGCCAUGUCCUUCUCGGCAAUUGCGAUCCGCAAACACUGCGCUCUCGAUUCAGUCAUCGGCGAUGCCCAGCGAUGCCGAUGUCAAAAGUCUCAAAUCGCCUCACGAUCCAUGGUGACCGAGCAUCUGGACUGAGAAUCUAAUCUUAUUUCUACCGCAGGUUCAUCACCGAAGCCGUGUACGACCUCAAACAGUCGUUGCAGCAGCGCAACUCGGAUUUGCUCGUGCGCUUUGGACAGACCGAACACGUCAUCGCGCAGAUCGUGCAGUCGCUGCAGGACGAUGGCGCAGAAGUCAAGAAGGUGUUGAUGCAGAAAGAGGUCAGUCUUAAAUCAUGAUUGAUGUGCCACCAAGCAUAGUUCAGAGUAGAUGCUCAUCUUGCGAUCACCCCCUCUUGUGCCCGUUAGUUUUGCACGGAAGAAUUGGCAGUCGAGCGACGAACGGCCAAGCUCCUCGGCAAGAACAGCGUGCAGGUGCAGACCUUUGAUACCUCCCCUCUUCUGGACGUCCGCGAUCUUCCGUUCUCAAUCCAGGAGUGCCCCGACGUCUUCACGCCCUUCCGCAAGCGUGUUGAGGGUCUUGGACAGCUCGGACGCGCACCGCUCGAGAUGCCGAGCAAGUUCAAGCCGUUCCCGGCACUGGAAAAGAACUCGGCGCCGUUCCCCGGGUACGGCGACAAGUUCGACAAGAGCAACACCGUUGAUGCGGUCCUGCCGCACUUGCUCAAGCCACUCGAUAGCUCCUCGGCGACGGCGUACUCUGCACCGUCACACACACCCUCGGACAAGAGCGCGUUUCCCUUUGCAGGUGGUGAGACGUCGGCGCUGAAACGCAUGGACUGGUACUUCCACCAAGGCAAGCCUCCCCCCGUUGCGCGCUACAAAGAGACCCGCAACGGCUUGUUGGGCCACGAGUACAGCACCAAGUUCUCGCCCUUCUUGUGCUUUGGCAUGCUGUCCCCCCGUCUGGUGAUGCAGUCGCUCGACGAACACGAGGCCAAGUUCGGUUCGUCGCAAAACACAUACUGGGUCCGCUUCGAGAUCCUGUGGCGCGACUACUUCAUGUUCAUCUCGCGCAAGUACGGCUCCAAGCUCUUCACGCUCGGUGGCUUCGAGUCCGUGACGGACCCCAAGCAAGCGCAGAUCAAGACCAAGCCCGGAUGGUGGAAAGGUCUUGACAGCGACAGUCCCCGUGAUCAACCGGCGAUUCGUUGGCUCGAAGGACGUACGGGCGUCCCUUUCAUCGACGCCAACAUGGCCGAACUCCGAGGCUCGGGCUUCAUGUCGAACCGAGGUCGGCAAAACGUCGCUUCGUUCCUGACCAAGGACCUUCAAGUCGAUUGGCGUCUCGGGGCCGAAUUCUUCGAAUCGCAUCUGAUCGACUACGAGCCGACGGCCAAUUACGGUAAUUGGCAGUACGUUGGUGGGGUCGGUAACGACCCUCGCGCGUCGAGGCAGUUCAACCCGAUCAAGCAAGCGAAUGAUUACGACCCUUUGGGAAAGUACAUCAAGACGUGGUUACCCGAGUUGGCGAACGUACCGAGUCAUCGGAUUCAGGCGCCUUGGAUCCUGAGCGCCGACGAGAAGAAGCGCUUCGUCACCGGCGAUUACCCCGAGAGUCCGGUCAUUGAGCAAGGCAGUUGGAAGAAGCACUACUUCAAGAAGGUGAGCUCAGGUUUUUGUGUCUGAGUUUGUGAUAUGUCCUUACAGCGAUAUUGAUGCGGGGUCUGGUAUUCUUCACCCAAAGGGACCUGGCAAGACCCACGGAAACAAGAACGAAAGGAUCAAGAACCCGGGUCCUGCCAAGAACCGACAGAACGCCAACAACAACGGCGGUGGCAAAGGCAGCGAACAAGGUGGUCAUGGGGAAGGUGAGGGCGGUCAUCAGCAACACCAACAACAGUAA